Messenger RNA from Ahaetulla prasina, 1740 nucleotides. It is a transcript of the gene ASPN, whose product is annotated as asporin. Bases 515 to 1654 code for a protein of 379 amino acids. Lineage: Eukaryota; Metazoa; Chordata; Lepidosauria; Squamata; Colubridae. The record is from RefSeq and is a predicted model, not a curated record. Gene Ontology annotation, molecular function: protein binding. The transcript is spliced from 8 exons.
UAGGAAUUGCCACUAACUAGUCACUGAAGUAGUAUCACCGUUAGGAUUAAGCUGUUAGAUUGCUCUGGAUAGACAGCAUCUUUCAAAAUGCUAUACAAGAAAAUGGUAUAUUUUGUUUCAUAAGGUGUGUACUUGUACAACAGACUUCAGUGAACCAUCCAGGGUUUGCACUGGCUUUGUGCCAUCCAUUAUUAAGGUUCAGAUUUAACCACAUCUUGUGCUUAGACGUCUAGAGUUAGCUAGAAGUUUUGGCUCAGAUACAGGCAGUGAUGAAAAACACAUGAGCAAUAACAAGUUUUCUUAGUGUUAUUCUUCAGUGCUCAGAUAGACUAAUCCACAGAAGGAGUUUAUUCAAAUUACCCAGGGUGCCAGGAAGAAAAGGACCUUUGAAGGGAUUUUUAACCCCUUUAAAUUACUUACUGUUAAUUUUAUAAACUCAAUCUUUUAUAAAUUAUCAAGCUGGAGCCUUUUUAAGGGACUUGACAAAUUUGCAAGAAGUGUGUAUUCUACAAAUAUGAAGGAAUAUAUCCUUCUGCUUCUUGUGGCCUUAAGUUCUGCUAAGCUGUUCCAAAAGCCUUCAUACUUCACCUUUAAGAAUAUAAUGCUCAUGGAUAUGGAAGAUCCGGAUGAUGAUGAUGACGACGACAACGAUGAUGUUGACGAUGAUGAUAAAGAUGACAAUUCCCUUUUUCCUACCAGAGCACCCUUGAUACCAUUUGACAUAUUUCCAGUAUGUCCCUUUGGAUGUCAAUGCUAUUUAAGAGUUAUCCACUGUUCUGAUUUAGGCUUGACUUCUGUACCAAAGAAUAUUCCAUUAGAUACUCGUAUGAUAGAUCUUCAAAACAACAAAAUAAAAGAGAUCAAGGAAAAUGAUUUUAAAGGACUUUCAUCACUCUAUGCCCUUGCUUUGAACAACAACAAAAUAACAAAGAUCCAUCCUAAAGCGUUUCAGUCAACAAAGAAGCUACGGCGCCUCUACUUGUCCCAUAAUCAUUUAACUCAGAUCCCAGAAAAUCUUCCAAGAAGUUUAGCUGAGAUAAGAAUUCAUGACAACAAAGUUAAAAAGAUUCAUAAAGACAUAUUUAAGGGAAUGAAGUCUUUACAUGUUUUAGAAAUGAGUGCAAAUCCUCUUGACAACGAUGGGAUAGAACCUGGGGCUUUUGAAGGUUUGACUGUCUAUCAUAUAAGGAUAGCAGAAGCAAAAUUAACAUCUAUACCAAAAGGGUUACCAUCCAGUCUACUGGAACUUCACCUAGAUGACAACAAAAUCUCUGCAAUUGAGCUUGAAGAUUUCAUUCGAUAUAAAAAUCUUCAGAGGUUGGGGUUGGGAAACAACAAAAUCAAAGAUGUGGAAAAUGGAAGUUUUGCUAAUAUACCAAACGUUAGAGAAAUCCAUCUAGAAAAGAACAAACUGAAAAAAGUACCUGCUGGUCUUUCAGAGCUAAAAUAUCUACAGGUUGUCUUUCUUCACUCAAAUAGUAUUUCAAGUGUGGGAGUGAAUGAUUUUUGUCCAACAGAAGGAAGGCUGAAGAAAACACUAUAUAAUGGCAUAAGCUUAUUCAAAAAUCCUGUCAAAUACUGGGAUAUCCAACCAGCAACUUUUCGUUGUAUACUAAAUAGAAACAGUGUGCAGAUUGCAAAUUAUGGAAAAUAAAAUAGUACAGACAAAAUAUUAUUGAAGAACUAUUAUUAAAACCAGAAUCACAAAACUUGAAACUGUUAAAAUCUGUAAAUUUUACU